AUGACCAACUCGAUUGUGGCAGCAGUUUCACGUGAUGUUUCCUACCUGCAGUCCCUCAGGUCCGACCCCGAUGCUGGCGGCUCAGAGAGCACCACCGUGGGAGUGGAGCCGCAGCAACAGGCAAGCGCAGAGGUGGACCGCCGAGCCGCCCGGCGGAAGAGCCAACUGAGCACGCUCACCAGCGCCCUGGCCACAGUGACGCAGGAGAAGUCUCGGAUGGAGGCGAACUUCCAGGCCGACAAGCGCCAGCUGAAGCAGGAGGUGGAGGAGCUGCAGGAGCGCCUGGUCGCCGUGACCACGCAGCAUGAGGCGGAGCUGCAUGCCCUGCAGCAGCAGUUGGCUGAGAGCCGCGCUCGCAUCAUCACGCAGCAGCACGAGAGGGAGCAGGAGCAGGGAGACCACGUCCAGCAGCUGCGAGAGCUGCAGCGGAUCCUGCAGCAGGAGAGAGACCUGCGACAGGAAGCAGAGCUCCGCCUACAGGACGCCAACGCCACGCUCCUCAUGACAUCACAAGCCGUGGACCGGGGGGCAGAGUCUGAGGCUCACCUGAGCAAGGUGAGGGAGGAGAGAGAUGAGCUGAGGAGGAGGCUGCAAGCCGCCGAGGAGGACCAGAAGAAACCAGAUCCCAGAGUGGACGAACUGCAGCGAGAGCUGACAAAGCUGAAAAACCACUUCCAGCAGCAGUUCCACAACGAGACCAGGAAGGCGUGUGAUGCGGAGGAGCGUGCGCGUGAGCGCGCUCAGGCGGCAGAGGUGAGGGUUGCCGGUCUGGAGCAAAGAGUCUCUGAACUGUCGGAGCUGCUGGGAUCCUGUGAGAAGAUGAGGCAGAGAGACCAGCAGACCGCUCAGAGGCUCAGGGACCGGAUCCUGCAGCUCGAUACGGAGAACAAAACGCUCGCCAUCGCCGCCUCCAGCAGGACGACCUCUGACCUCGGCGUGGACGAGUCUCAGCUGGACGUCAGCUUGCUGAGGGACAAGCUGGAGAAGGUGAAGAAACUGCUGCAGCUAGCGGCUCAGAGGAACCAGGACCAGAAUAUCCAGAUCCAGAACCUCGUGGAGACCGAGGCUGAGCUCAGCGGAGACAAAGGCUCGGCGCUGUUCUACCAGCAGGAGCUGCGGCAGCUCAAGGACGAGUUUGAGCGCUACAAGCUGCGAGCGCAGGUGGUGUUGAAGAACAAGAACACCAAAGAUGGCUGCCAGGCCAAGGAGCUGGAGGAGAUCCGGGACCAGCUGUCAGAGCUGAAGGAGAAGUACAUCAACCUGCGGAUCCAGAGCGACGAGGCCGAGGCCCGACACCGCCACGAGCUGGAGGAGCGGCAGCAGCAGGCGGCGGCGCUGCAGCAGACUCACAGACAGGAAGUGGAGAGGUUGGAGGCGCUGCACCGCGACGACCUGCUGCGCCUGGAGGCGGAGCUUCACAAACAGAGAGAGAGAACCAUGGCGCUCCUGGACGAGAAAGACCAGGAGCUGGAGAGGCUGCGGACCGCCGCGCUCAGCUGCAGCAGCGACACGGACAAGAUGGUCGCCGACGACCACGAGUCUGGCCCCGAGAGCGAGGGUGACAUCAUCAGCCAGGCCCUGCAGCGAGCGACGCCCAACGAGCCCACACUGCUGCUGUACGCCGAGCAGCUGGCCAGGAAGGAGGUGGAGGCGGCCGGCCUGCGGCGCCAGAAACACCGGCUGGAGGAGGACCUCCACCAGCUGCAGGCGAGGCUGAUCGCCAACGGAGAGCGACACGACGAGGAGGUGUACGAGCUGCGAGGACAACUCGACAAGCUGAUCAGAGAUCAGAGCAGAGAGGGCGCCAACAUGGAGUACCUGAAGAACGUCAUCUACAAGUUCCUGACACUGCAGGACGCCAGCGGGAGGCAGCAGACGCUCACCGCCAUCCUGACCAUCCUGCACUUCAGCCCGCAGGAGAAACUCAGCGUCAUGAGGCUGCAGGGGGCGACCUGGUGGACCGCCGGCAAGAGAUCCUAAAACCCCUGAAGAAGAAUCUGUAGUUUCUUAAACCUCUGACAGGAUGUUGAUAUGAAGGGGGCUGUAGUUUCCUGAUGAUCAUGUGACGUUUAAAUUCAUAGAAAAACUUGAUGAAGUUCGGUUUCUGUCAGCUGCUCCUGUAUGAACAGCUGUGAGAAACUCAAAUCACUCAUGUAUAUUUUUGAUUCCCUUGUUGAAAUUAAACUUUUUCCUGCUUCACAAA
Messenger RNA from Micropterus salmoides (largemouth bass), 2203 nucleotides. Its product is annotated as GRIP and coiled-coil domain-containing protein 1-like. Bases 1 to 1980 code for a protein of 659 amino acids. The record is from RefSeq and is a predicted model, not a curated record. The transcript has 3 exons. Gene Ontology annotation, cellular component: Golgi apparatus. Lineage: Eukaryota; Metazoa; Chordata; Actinopteri; Centrarchiformes; Centrarchidae.